This is a messenger RNA of Helobdella robusta, 3186 nucleotides long. RefSeq lists its product as hypothetical. The coding region runs from base 1 to 3186 and encodes 1061 amino acids. The transcript is spliced from 13 exons. The record is from RefSeq and is a predicted model, not a curated record. NCBI's taxonomy places the organism in Eukaryota, Metazoa, Annelida, Clitellata, Rhynchobdellida, Glossiphoniidae.
AUGGAGUACCCGUUAAAAUUUGACUUUGACCCGGACCAGUUGGAUAACCUGCUGGAUUACAUUCUGAACGAAUGCCCGCAGGUUGUUUUCCAAAUGCUGGCCAGAAACAACUCGAAGAAGAAGAAAAAGGAAGUUAAUAAAAUUUGCAAAAAUACUAAAAACAAUUUAGAUGUUGGUGCUAAAAAUGGUGAUACUAACAGUCAGGACGACAAUAUUGGUAACUCACGUGACGUAAAUAAUGUUGACGAAACAAUCAUUUCAACAACUGCAAAACCACCAUCGACAACAACAACAUCCACGUCAACAGCAACCAACAACAACAGCAACAAAAGCCAUGUUAAAUGUCUCAAAAGUUCAACAAACAUCAACUUAGCCAUUGCAUUUGAUAAUAAAUGCUCUUGUAUCUAUGCGAAAGAAAACAGUAUGAAGCGUGAGGAACUGGAUUCAAAUACGACCAGGGACGAUGUUUUUGUUAUUCACAAUGUACAGCCAGCUGAAGAGAAACCGAUUUUUAUUUAUAACGAGUGUAUUGAGGGAUGUACUGUUAAAAAUCCGACAGUUAUCGACGAUAUUCGAACCGAUAAAACCGAUCGAAAAAAUGCGGAAAGUUUGAUAAACAACGACGACAACAAAAUUAUCAUGAGUAGUGUUACUAAUGAAAUUGCAAGCACAAAAAAUACAUCCAGUGUUGAUGAUGCUAACAAUGAAAGUCAAAAUGAUUCUAAAUCAACAAAUGUCAAGUGCGAUAAUACGGACAAGACCGAUAUAAUCGAUUCACAGACCGAUAGAAAAAUACCCGAAUAUAAUGUCGGUAUGCCAAUGAGCAAUGAUGGCCCCGAUGCUAAUAUGAACCUCGCAUCAACAUUACUAACCUCUUCUACAACUUCUACAACUACUUUUGUUACUGCAACAACGUCAGGGUUAACAACACCAUCACCAACAACAUCAUUAUCAUCAACAACAACAUCAUCGUUGUCAUCAUCAACAACAACGACUUCAUCAUCAACAACAGCAUCGUCAGCUUCAGCAGCUAUAAGCUUGACCCCAACUGCCACAACUACAACAGAAACUAUUCAAACAUUAAGUCCUACAAUCGAAGAGGUUCCAUCUGAAACCAUUCAAUUUAAAUGCAUACAUGAAAACAUCGAGCUAAUUUCACAUGGUUAUCUUGAGAAAGAUCUUCUAAAUGAGCGCGUCAUAAUUUAUGACGUCAAGCCGGAAGAUGAUCUCGACAUCAAACUAAUCUGCCUCAAUCAAACCGAAACCGAAACUAAAAACCCAAAACAUUUGAAAGUAAAAAUGGUAAAGAAUGACAGUAUAAAACGAGCGAAGUCUUUAGAAAGUCAUAUGAAUAUAGAUAUCAUCAAAAGGGAGAAAAAAACCUCCAAAGAUCCGAAAAAAAUUAUCAAGCGCAUAUCUUUUGCAGAAGACGAAAAUAACAACAUUAAGACCCACACAAUCCCCUUCCCAACCAAGACCAAAACCAUUCUCACUGACACUAAAUUGCCCAAUAACGACAUCUGCUAUCCGGACGAUACGGAUACGAAUACAAACGGAUCAAGCACACCAACGCAGGAAAACCCAUUAAUUCCUAAUAGAAAACACGACCAAAAUGAUAAAAAUUUCCCCCAAAACAUACUCCGAGAAUUAGAAGAUGAGUUAGAGCGGUUGAACGAUGUUAUGAAGGGUCAAUGUGUUGAUCCGGGAUUCCACAGUAAGGAUAGGGAUAAAGAAAUUAGCAGUAGCAGUAGUAGCCUCACGACUCCCAUUACUGCUAUUUACAGUAGUAACAGCAGUAUUAAUAGUACUAGAAGAGUUAGAAAUAUUCGACCAUCCGAUAAGUAUGCUGACUACCUGAAGGAAACGUACGAUCAUUUGCCUCAUUCUAAAAGCAAAAGGGCACAUUCUGCCGUUACAUCCGUCCAUGUAUCCAAACUGGAUGAGAGAUCUAAGACCCUGCGUCCCUAUGACAGCCUCAGCAGUAAGUCGAGCAGUUCGGCUGAAAUAGCGAUAAAACCAUCCAUCAAUCGCCAAUCCGCAGAUUCCGACAACAACAAAAACGAUGAUGACGUGGACGAUGACGUAGAUGAUGGCACAGGAAGUGCCAUUUUCUGCGGCGCGAAACGAGAAUUUUUCAAAGGCAUAAAGAACUGGGAUAUACUACAAAGUAGGUCGCUCCUGAAAGACAGAAUGAAAAAAAAAAGUUCGAAAAAUUUGCCGCACCAUCAUCAGCAGCAGCAACAACAACAACAACACCAGGAUCAUCAUCAGCGCCAUCGCCCUAACCAGGAUCAUCAUCAUCAUCACCAUCGUCGUCGUAACGACGAUGGUGAUGAUGGCGACGAUGAUGUUGAAGCUGCUUCUAGUAAUAGUUCCGUGGAGACUGCCAGCUAUGAAAAUGAUAGGAGCGAACUGUCAUCAUUGUUGAUGGAAGAAAUGGAUGAAGCACUAGAUAUAUAUUUGCAUGAACAAAACUCAACUAAGACCUUUGACUUCGGAAAAAGUAUGUCGUCUUACGAGAAAAAAUCGAAGAAAAGUACAAAAUACCAUGUAGAUUCCUGGUACAAACCUCACAUUUCUAAAACCGAAGCCCAGGAAUACUUGAGGAAUAAGCCGGCCGGUUCAUUUGUAAUCAGGAACAGUAAUUCAUUUCAGCGUGCCUAUGGUCUGAUGUUGAGAGUUGACCAACUCUCGUCAAGACACUCUAUUGAAAAUUGUAAUUAUGCUAGCCUGAAAGAGCUUGUAGAGGAACAUACGAAGGUUGCUUUGUCAUUACCUUGUAAGCUCAUUAUGCCAGGCGUUCCAGCGCCACCUACCCUGACAUGCAAUGUUUUGUACCUGUGUACGGAACCGGUAGAGCACUUGGCGGAGUCAGCUGCCCUGGCAAAAGCUCUCGAGCAGAUGAAUAGGAAAUUAAAUAAGUAUAAAGAUUUAAGUGGCACAACUGUAUGUAAUCUAAUGCUGUCAGUGGAUGGAGGCUUGGUGCUGACUGAUUCUUGUAGAAUGUGGGCAUGGACGGAUGAGUCCAACCAUAAGACGAACAUUUCGAAAGUUUUCGGUAUAGUCACACGAACGCCUCAGUGCAAUACUGAUAACGUCUGCCAUUUAUUCGCCGAACUCGACUUUCCGGCAGACGAGAUUGUGGACAGCGUUUUACAGCUGAUUGCUAAUUUAGAACAUCAUUAA